Molecule: messenger RNA, 6063 nt
Organism: Melospiza georgiana
Lineage: Eukaryota; Metazoa; Chordata; Aves; Passeriformes; Passerellidae
Exons: 22
Coding region: 1-6018 (2005 amino acids)
Biological process (GO): cell surface receptor signaling pathway
Molecular function (GO): transmembrane signaling receptor activity
Source: RefSeq, a predicted model, not a curated record
AUGCUACCGACGUGCAACGAGUUUCGAAGACACUCUAGAGCUCUGCUGAUGAAGAUUCCUCAAGACAAUCAUCCCCAUGUGCAGCCCCAGCAAAUGUCCAACAGCAGCUCCAUCAGGCAUUUCCUCCUACUGGCAUCGGCAGACACAUGGCAGCUGCAGCUCCUGUACUUCCGCCUCUUGCUGGACAUCUCCCUGGCUGCCCUCCUGGGCAACGGCCUCAUCAUCAGCGCUGUAGCCUGUGGCCACCACCUGCACACGCCCAUGUCUUCUUCCGCCUCUCUCCUGAUCCUUUUCCCGCCGGUGAAGCCCUCAGACCUCUCCCCUCCCGCCCCCAACAUCUCGGUGAUGCCGGCCAAGGCGCGUUUCCUGGUAGGCGAUGCCGUGUCCAUCUCCUGCGCCGCGCCGGCGCCGCCCAGCACCGACCGCAUCCAGGCCUUCCGCUUCAACGGCACCUCAGGCUGGGCCAGCGACGUCCGUACGUCCCGCCGGACGUCUGUCCACACCUUCACAGUCACCGGGCCCCACGACGGCGGCUUCCACACCUGCUCCUACAGCGUCGUCCGGCGCGGUGGCCGCGUCCUCCACUCGCCACCCAGCCGGGCUGUGGUCAUCAAUGUCCGAGACCGCCCGACCCAACCCAACCUGACGGUGACACCCUCGGGCCUCACGGUGCAAGGGCAGCCCCUCCUCUUCCUCUGCAUGGCCCCGCCCAGCAAAGCCCCUCGGCGCCACUUCCGCUUCCUCCGGGAUGAGCUCGAGGUCUCCGAGGGCAUCGUGGAAGGUUCUGGAAGCGCCCGGCUGAGGGUGGAGAGGAGCGGCCAGAACCAGACCGGGAACUUCAGCUGCAGCUAUGAGGAGAUGACCGAGGGGCGCUGGAUUGCCUCCUACCCCAGCGAGGCCGUGGCAGUGGUGGUGGAAGACCCGUGUCCGCCCCCUGUGCUUUGGGUGGAGCCUCCGUCUGGCGUGGUCACUGCGGGUCAGCGGCUGCGCCUGACCUGUUCCGCGAGCCGACGUCACUUCCGGCGCCGCUUCCGCUUCUUCCGCGAUGGCGUCGAGCUGACUCCGGGUGACCUCAUCGAUGACGUCAUCAGUGACGUCACUGGUGAUGGGUCCCAGCUGGUGUUCCUGCGGAUUUCGCCAGAAUUUUCUGGGAAUUUCAGCUGCCUGCUGGAGGAGGAGGUGGGCGGGGCCUGGGUGGAGGCUCCGCCCAGUGAAGGCGUGGCCGUGGUGGUCAUGGACCUCUCCCCUCCCGCCCCCAGCAUCUCGGUGAUGCCGACCAAGGCGCGUUUCCUGGUGGGCGAUGCCGUGUCCAUCUCCUGCGCCGCGCCGGCGCCGCCCAGCACCGACCGCAUCCAGGCCUUCCGCUUCAACGGCACCUCAGGCUGGGCCAGCGACGUCCGUACGUCCCGCCGGACGUCUGUCCACACCUUCACAGUCACCGGGCCCCACGACGGCGGCUUCCACACCUGCUCCUACAGUGUCGUCCGGCGCGGUGGCCGCGUCCUCCACUCGCCACCCAGCCGGGCUGUGGUCAUCAAUGUCCGAGACCGCCCGACCCAACCCAACCUGACGGUGACACCCUCGGGCCUCACGGUGCAAGGGCAGCCCCUCCUCUUCCUCUGCAUGGCCCCGCCCAGCAAAGCCCCUCGGCGCCACUUCCGCUUCCUCCGGGAUGAGCUCGAGGUCUCCGAGGGCAUCGUGGAAGGUUCUGGAAGCGCCCGGCUGAGGGUGGAGAGGAGCGGCCAGAACCAGACCGGGAACUUCAGCUGCAGCUAUGAGGAGAUGACCGAGGGGCGCUGGAUUGCCUCCUACCCCAGCGAGGCCGUGGCAGUGGUGGUGGAAGACCCGUGUCCGCCCCCUGUGCUUUGGGUGGAGCCUCCGUCUGGCGUGGUCACUGCGGGUCAGCGGCUGCGCCUGACCUGUUCCGCGAGCCGACGUCACUUCCGGCGCCGCUUCCGCUUCUUCCGCGAUGGCGUCGAGCUGACUCCGGGUGACCUCAUCGAUGACGUCAUCAGUGACGUCACUGGUGAUGGGUCCCAGCUGGUGUUCCUGCGGAUUUCGCCAGAAUUUUCUGGGAAUUUCAGCUGCCUGCUGGAGGAGGAGGUGGGCGGGGCCUGGGUGGAGGCUCCGCCCAGUGAAGGCGUGGCCGUGGUGGUCAUGGACCUCUCCCCUCCCGCCCCCAGCAUCUCGGUGAUGCCGACCAAGGCGCGUUUCCUGGUGGGCGAUGCCGUGUCCAUCUCCUGCGCCGCGCCGGCGCCGCCCAGCACCGACCGCAUCCAGGCCUUCCGCUUCAACGGCACCUCAGGCUGGGCCAGCGACGUCCGUACGUCCCGCCGGACGUCUGUCCACACCUUCACAGUCACCGGGCCCCACGACGGCGGCUUCCACACCUGCUCCUACAGUGUCGUCCGGCGCGGUGGCCGCGUCCUCCACUCGCCACCCAGCCGGGCUGUGGUCAUCAAUGUCCGAGACCGCCCGACCCAACCCAACCUGACGGUGACACCCUCGGGCCUCACGGUGCAAGGGCAGCCCCUCCUCUUCCUCUGCAUGGCCCCGCCCAGCAAAGCCCCUCGGCGCCACUUCCGCUUCCUCCGGGAUGAGCUCGAGGUCUCCGAGGGCAUCGUGGAAGGUUCUGGAAGCGCCCGGCUGAGGGUGGAGAGGAGCGGCCAGAACCAGACCGGGAACUUCAGCUGCAGCUAUGAGGAGAUGACCGAGGGGCGCUGGAUUGCCUCCUACCCCAGCGAGGCCGUGGCAGUGGUGGUGGAAGACCCGUGUCCGCCCCCCGUGCUUUGGGUGGAGCCUCCGUCUGGCGUGGUCACUGCGGGUCAGCGGCUGCGCCUGACCUGUUCCGCGAGCCGACGUCACUUCCGGCGCCGCUUCCGCUUCUUCCGCGAUGGCGUCGAGCUGACUCCGGGUGACCUCAUCGAUGACGUCAUCAGUGACGUCACUGGUGAUGGGUCCCAGCUGGUGUUCCUGCGGAUUUCGCCAGAAUUUUCUGGGAAUUUCAGCUGCCUGCUGGAGGAGGAGGUGGGCGGGGCCUGGGUGGAGGCUCCGCCCAGUGAAGGCGUGGCCGUGGUGGUCAUGGACCUCUCCCCUCCCGCCCCCAGCAUCUCGGUGAUGCCGGCCAAGGCGCGUUUCCUGGUGGGCGAUGCCGUGUCCAUCUCCUGCGCCGCACCGGCGCCGCCCAGCACCGACCGCAUCCAGGCCUUCCGCUUCAACGGCACCUCAGGCUGGGCCAGCGACGUCCGUACGUCCCGCCGGACGUCUGUCCACACCUUCACAGUCACCGGGCCCCACGACGGCGGCUUCCACACCUGCUCCUACAGCGUCGUCCGGCGCGGUGGCCGCGUCCUCCACUCGCCACCCAGCCGGGCUGUGGUCAUCAAUGUCCGAGACCGCCCGACCCAACCCAACCUGACGGUGACACCCUCGGGCCUCACGGUGCAAGGGCAGCCCCUCCUCUUCCUCUGCAUGGCCCCGCCCAGCAAAGCCCCUCGGCGCCACUUCCGCUUCCUCCGGGAUGAGCUCGAGGUCUCCGAGGGCAUCGUGGAAGGUUCUGGAAGCGCCCGGCUGAGGGUGGAGAGGAGCGGCCAGAACCAGACCGGGAACUUCAGCUGCAGCUAUGAGGAGAUGACCGAGGGGCGCUGGAUUGCCUCCUACCCCAGCGAGGCCGUGGCAGUGGUGGUGGAAGACCCGUGUCCGCCCCCUGUGCUUUGGGUGGAGCCUCCGUCUGGCGUGGUCACUGCGGGUCAGCGGCUGCGCCUGACCUGUUCCGCGAGCCGACGUCACUUCCGGCGCCGCUUCCGCUUCUUCCGCGAUGGCGUCGAGCUGACUCCGGGUGACCUCAUCGAUGACGUCAUCAGUGACGUCACUGGUGAUAGGUCCCAGCUGGUGUUCCUGCGGAUUUCGCCAGAAUUUUCUGGGAAUUUCAGCUGCCUGCUGGAGGAGGAGGUGGGCGGGGCCUGGGUGGAGGCUCCGCCCAGUGAAGGCGUGGCCGUGGUGGUCAUGGACCUCUCCCCUCCCGCCCCCAGCAUCUCGGUGAUGCCGGCCAAGGCGCGUUUCCUGGUGGGCGAUGCCGUGUCCAUCUCCUGCGCCGCGCCGGCGCCGCCCAGCACCGACCGCAUCCAGGCCUUCCGCUUCAACGGCACCUCAGGCUGGGCCAGCGACGUCCGUACGUCCCGCCGGACGUCUGUCCACACCUUCACAGUCACCGGGCCCCACGACGGCGGCUUCCACACCUGCUCCUACAGCGUCGUCCGGCGCGGUGGCCGCGUCCUCCACUCGCCACCCAGCCGGGCUGUGGUCAUCAAUGUCCGAGACCGCCCGACCCAACCCAACCUGACGGUGACACCCUCGGGCCUCACGGUGCAAGGGCAGCCCCUCCUCUUCCUCUGCAUGGCCCCGCCCAGCAAAGCCCCUCGGCGCCACUUCCGCUUCCUCCGGGAUGAGCUCGAGGUCUCCGAGGGCAUCGUGGAAGGUUCUGGAAGCGCCCGGCUGAGGGUGGAGAGGAGCGGCCAGAACCAGACCGGGAACUUCAGCUGCAGCUAUGAGGAGAUGACUGAGGGGCGCUGGAUUGCCUCCUACCCCAGCGAGGCCGUGGCAGUGGUGGUGGAAGACCCGUGUCCGCCCCCCGUGCUUUGGGUGGAGCCUCCGUCUGGCGUGGUCACUGCGGGUCAGCGGCUGCGCCUGACCUGUUCCGCGAGCCGACGUCACUUCCGGCGCCGCUUCCGCUUCUUCCACGAUGGCGUCGAGCUGACUCUGGGUGACCUCAUCGAUGACGUCAUCAGUGACGUCACUGGUGAUGGGUCCCAGCUGGUGUUCCUGCGGAUUUCGCCAGAAUUUUCUGGGAAUUUCAGCUGCCUGCUGGAGGAGGAGGUGGGCGGGGCCUGGGUGGAGGCUCCGCCCAGUGAAGGCGUGGCCGUGGUGGUCAUGGACCUCUCCCCUCCCGCCCCCAGCAUCUCGGUGAUGCCGGCCAAGGCGCGUUUCCUGGUGGGCGAUGCCGUGUCCAUCUCCUGCGCCGCGCCGGCGCCGCCCAGCACCGACCGCAUCCAGGUCUUCCGCUUCAACGGCACCUCAGGCUGGGCCAGCGACGUCCGUACGUCCCGCCGGACGUCUGUCCACACCUUCACAGUCACCGGGCCCCACGACGGCGGCUUCCACACCUGCUCCUACAGCGUCGUCCGGCGCGGUGGCCGCGUCCUCCACUCGCCACCCAGCCGGGCUGUGGUCAUCAAUGUCCGAGACCGCCCGACCCAACCCAACCUGACGGUGACACCCUCGGGCCUCACGGUGCAAGGGCAGCCCCUCCUCUUCCUCUGCAUGGCCCCGCCCAGCAAAGCCCCUCAGCGCCACUUCCGCUUCCUCCGGGAUGAGCUCGAGGUCUCCGAGGGCAUCGUGGAAGGUUCUGGAAGCGCCCGGCUGAGGGUGGAGAGGAGCGGCCAGAACCAGACCGGGAACUUCAGCUGCAGCUAUGAGGAGAUGACCGAGGGGCGCUGGAUUGCCUCCUACCCCAGCGAGGCCGUGGCAGUGGUGGUGGAAGACCCGUGUCCGCCCCCCGUGCUUUUAGUGGAGCCUCCGUCUGGCGUGGUCACCGCUGGUCAGCGGCUGCGCCUGACCUGUUCCGCGAGCCGACGUCACUUCCGGCGCCGCUUCCGCUUCUUCCGCAAUGGCGUCGAGCUGACUCUGGGUGACCUCAUCGAUGACGUCAUCAGUGACGUCACUGGUGAUGGGUCCCAGCUGGUGUUCCUGCGGAUUUCGCCAGAAUUUUCUGGGAAUUUCAGCUGCCUGCUGGAGGAGGAGGUGGGCGGGGCCUGGGUGGAGGCUCCGCCCAGUGAAGGCGUGGCCGUGGUGGUCAUGGCCGAGUUCGAGUUCCCCCCAUUGGUCAUCGGCGGCGUGGUGGGCGUAGCCUUGACGCUUCUGGUGAUCCUAUUGGCUGCUUGGCUAGGCCGGAGGAGGAGGAGUCAGUGGGCGGGAGGGGAGGAUUUGGACCCCAAAAUGUCCCCAGAUCGCCUAUUUUAAUCCCAAAAUUUCCCUUGUCAGGCCAAAAAGGGAACAUUUCACCCC